UGAAUCGUCCGCCGUCCAUUCUAGCACGUGCACAUUCGAUAUUCCGGCGAGCCACCUUUGGCGCCGACCACCUAUUUCAGCUCCGGCGUCUGAAAACUCAGAAACGUCCUCGCAGUUGCCAAAAAGAAAAUGACCGCCACGUGUGCGGCUUUAAACACAGCUGGACCCACAAAAAGCUGAAUUUUAUUACGCCACGUCAUCCAACGUGGAAAUUCAAAGCACACCUCUCCAAGUAAAAGGGAAUCGGCGUGUAAAUCUUCACGUCCGGACAAAUUCCGGCCAAAUAUGCUUCGAAUCUUCCUUCUUCUUUACUUGGUAUUAAUAAAACGAACAAAAUUCUUUCGAAAACCAAAUACACGAACAAUGGUGGCCACUCGAUUCAUGCAGCGACUUCGGCCAGCCUCCGCCGUGUCUUCCUCUUCCUCUUCUUCAUCUCCAUCGUCGGCGAUGACCGUGAGGUGUUUGGGCAAAACAGGGCUAAAUUUGAACAAUGGCGAACGGUUAAUAACUUCUGGAGAUGGCGAGAGAAAACAGAUAGUCGCCGUGAAGGCGGCGGCGGCUCCCCAGACUGUGGAAACUAGAACCGAAGAACUGAAUUUGGGUUCUUUGCUGGCGAAUCUGCUCGUUCAAUUGAAGACUACCGUGGGGAAGACGAAGAUUCAGAGGCGACAGAUUCAAAAGUUCAUAGAAAAGAUAAUAAUCGACUGUCGAUUCUUCACAUUGUUAGCUGUCGCCGGAUCUUUACUGGGUUCAAUACUCUGUUAUAUUGAGGGGAGUUUCAUUGUUGCAGAGUCAUAUCUGCAGUAUUUCCACGGUCUUUCACAAAGUUCGAACCAAAAUCAUACGGUGGAGCUUCUAAUUGAAGCCUUAGAUAUGUUCCUCGUCGGAACUGCUCUGGUUGUCUUUGGGGUCGGAUUGUUUGCAAUGUUCAUUGGAUCGGGGAAGAUGAAGGAAAAAAAUCGGCCAGUCAUUUCUGGGUCGAAUUUUUUUGGUCUGUUCCGCAUGAAGAAAAUUCCGACGUGGGUAGAAAUGGAAUCAAUGUCGCAGGCGAAAUCGAAGAUCGGACAUGCGGUGAUGAUGAUACUGCAAGUGGGUGUGUUAGAAAAGUUUAAGAAUAUACCUUUAAGCUCUGCCGUCGAUCUCGCAUGUUUUGCCGCCGCCGUUAUGGUUUCCUCCGCCUCCAUCUUCUUCCUCUCCAAACUCAAUUUGGGAGGAGGCGGCAGUGGCGGUUUUAAGUGAACCAUUGUAUGGCCGUGCGUCGUUGUUCAUUGCCUUCCACAAAUAUAUGUAAAUUUUGGGAAGUUUUAGACUUAGGAGAAGGCGAGAGAUUACCAAUUCUUUUAAUUGUUAUUAAUUAUUGUUUGUUCCAAAACCUAACACUUUGCACCUUUAAUUGAGUUGAUAAUACAAAUUCAUUGGAAGUA
Messenger RNA from Benincasa hispida (wax gourd), 1424 nucleotides. RefSeq lists its product as uncharacterized. The record is from RefSeq and is a predicted model, not a curated record. NCBI's taxonomy places the organism in Eukaryota, Viridiplantae, Streptophyta, Magnoliopsida, Cucurbitales, Cucurbitaceae.